AUGUCGCCGGACUACACCAAAUUACUAGUAGCAAGAUACCUGGAGGAGAAUGGAUUCACCAAUACGCUUAGUGCUUUCCUUGAUGAGACAGACUUAUCUCUGGUAGACUUGAACAAUGUAGCAUUGAGUGGUGAACGGAUGAAGUUGACAGAAUUGGUGAAGGAUAGAAUCAAGUUCGAUGAGCAAUUGCUAUUGAAGAAGGAGCGUAAUCGUGCCGAUAAUGAGUUCCCUCUUACAAAAUGGAAUUAUAGGAACACCUUUAAAUGUGAAGAGUUGGAGCAAUCAAAGUCUUUGCCCGUCACAGCAAAACUUGUCUUGCUACCAACGAAGGAACUUUACUUGCUUAUAUCAAAGGCCAACAAGACAACUACAGUAAUGAAGUUCAGCUCUGACUGUAAAUGGGAAUCCAAUAACAUCAUACAGCAUGAUAACAUCUGCAAAGAAAUUGGAUAUUUUGAAGGUACUAAUUGCUGCUACUUUAUUAGCAUAGAUGGGAAACUGGUAACAUAUGAUAUUCUGAACACGACAAUGUUGCAGACCUUCCCACUCAAUACAAGAAUGGUAUCACAUGCUAAAAUAAUACCGUCAAACAUUAAGGGCAGAUGGUAUCUUUCAUAUUGUGGAUUAGACUCUAAAUUGAGAGUUGCAGAAAUCAUACUCAAACAGGAUGAUACUUUUGACUUAAAUAUUCUGAACCAGGUCCAAUUACUAUCCAAGUGUACCGCAAUAGAAGCCACAUUACAUCCAGAGACUGGUGACCCAGUAAUAUUUGUAUCUAGGUUUGAAUACUCAUCCAUUUUAGUAUUUUGCAUGACACAGGCCAAUACAAUAUUACAUUUAAGUAACAUAGCACUCAAUGAUGCACAGUUCAUGUCCCAUUCAUUCCAUGGACUUGACAUGACUAUCAAUGAAAAUGCUUCAAACCCCAAAAAGAGCCAGAUUGUAGUGGCAACAUCACACACACCUUUUAUGAGACUAAUAGUAAUCAACUUGGGGGAUAUUUGGAAGGAAAUACCUUCGAUGCUUUCUGAAGAAACAUUCACCUCAUACAAUAGUAUCAUUUUAAAUAUGCUGACCAAUAUUCCGCAAGAUUCAUACUCUCAACCCAUUCUUGAAUGGUCUGAUAGAGAAAAGGGUUUAAUAGUAGGAUCAAAUGAUGGAUUAUACGCAGUUGAUUUGAGCAAAAAUGACAGCUGGCAAUUGUCUACUUAUUUUGCUAACCGCCGUAUAAAGCUUCUGACUAGUGAUCAUAGGGGCCUUUUAGUGGUCGGCACUGCAGAUAAAGCACUAUUUUCGUGCAGUUUUGUAAAAAUGAGUUGA
Nakaseomyces glabratus is the source of this 1320-nucleotide messenger RNA. RefSeq lists its product as uncharacterized. The record is from RefSeq and is a predicted model, not a curated record. Gene Ontology annotation, molecular function: protein binding. NCBI's taxonomy places the organism in Eukaryota, Fungi, Ascomycota, Saccharomycetes, Saccharomycetales, Saccharomycetaceae.